UUUUUUUUUUUUUUUUUUUUUUUUUUUUUUAAGAUGAAGCAACCACACCUGAACCUGAUCCAGAUUUUACUGAGUAUAUGACAGGGAAAAAAAUUCCUGCUGGUGGCCUUCCAGGCGUGGAUUUAAGUGAUCCCAAACAACUAGCAGAAUUUGCAAAAAUGAAACCUCGUAAAUUGUCUGAUGACCUGUCUAGGACAAUAGCCUGUCCACACAAGGGUUGUACAAAGAUGUUUCGAGAUAAUUCUGCCAUGCGUAAACACCUUCAUACACAUGGUCCACGAGUUCAUGUGUGUGCUGAAUGUGGUAAGGCCUUCGUAGAGAGCUCAAAGUUAAAAAGGCAUCAGUUAGUCCAUACUGGCGAAAAACCAUUUCAGUGUACAUUCGAAGGUUGUGGUAAACGUUUCUCCUUGGAUUUUAAUCUUCGUACCCAUGUUCGAAUCCAUACAGGUGACCGCCCUUAUGUUUGUCCUUUUGAUGGCUGUAAUAAAAAGUUUGCCCAAUCAACUAACCUCAAAUCUCACAUUCUUACGCAUGCCAAAGCUAAUGAUUCUUAACCUGGGAUACAUGCACCCAUGACAGUUGAACAACAGUUAUGGCUUUCAUUAAUGGAAAGGAAAGUUAUAUAUCUGGACAAGUGGACAGCUCUGCAGUUUAUUCCCCAUCCAUUAAAGUUCUUUUGUACUCAGUAAUAGUACAAAAUAAUCAUUUGACAAAUCUGAGAACUUCAUCUCAAGCAAAUCAUAUUGCUGGAAAUGUAUGGAGAUCUUUAUGAAUGUUUGUGGGAAUGGUUUGAAACCGUUCCCAGUCUAUAUUUAGAGUAAAACUGUGUUGUUUUUUUAAUAUGAAGCAUCAUAUUUUAUUACUUGAAAUAUGGAGAUUGGGUUGAAACUGUUCUCAGUCUAUAUUUGCAGUAAAAUGUGUCAAAACAUCAUAUUUUAGUACUUGAAAUGUGCUGUUAUGCUAUGGCAGUGUUGCUUACUGGUUUUGUCUCAGUAAUCCUCACAUUUUGUAAAUUCUAUUGGAAUAAGUGUUCUUUCUGUACCAUGUUAUUUAUCAGGAGGAAAAAAAAAAAUAAUAAUUUGAAUAAUAUCAAGUGUCCUGUCUGACAACAGUCUCAAGCUAUCUGCAUUUUAGCAUGUGUUAUAAUUCUACCACUGUUUAAUUUAGCCUUUUCACUUGUUCUGUAUGAAUGCAAUUUGAUUAUUAUGUAUUCCUUUAGUCUCCUCUUUUUUACAACUACCCUGUGAUCCUAUGUAAAUAUCUGUUAAUAAGAAAUAUAUUCAUAUACACUGCAGUCCAAAGUAGUAGUUCCUGGAGUUAAUCUCAGUUGUGUUUUCUGCAGUUGGUUAAGGGAAUAAAUAGCAGUAAUUUUUUGCAAUGAAUGAUGUAUUGAACUAAAACAUGGGAAACAGUUCAGAUACCUUCCAUCCAUAUGCUUGCCUAAAAGUUUUAUUACUAUUACUCUACUACAUAUUAAUUUCAUAGGUUUAAAAUUUUCUUACUGCUAUUCAGAAACUUCAGUGUGUAAAAUUUUGAAUCUCUAUAACAUUUUAUAUUGAACAUGCUAAUUUAAACAGUUGAAGUACAUUUCUGCAAAAAAUGCCUUAAAAGUUUUUGUUUUUCUCAUGUAGUUGACUUCAUGAAUUCAGUUAUUUAAAACUUCUUUGCAUGAGAUAGCUUUCAACAUAUGUUAGUUUGCUUCAGUAAUAUUCCAAAUAUAUUGAAGAGAUAUAUGUAUGCCUCAUUGAGUGUUACGAAUGUCUUAUUAAAGGCUGUAAUGUAAACUGUUCUCAUUAAGAAGGAAAUAGUGCCAAAAUACUGUACAGAAAUGAAGUACCAUUCCUAUGUUAAGACACUAAAUUUUUUUUACCAGAGCAAAAUAUGUUUUUUAUUGGAAAUAAUUUAAUUCAUUUUGAAAGUAUUUAGUGCCUUGCUGUUAAUAGAUACAUUGUUUUACUUGGAAUGAAAAGUGUCAUACAAGAAAGGAAUGAAAAAGUGAAAAAUGAAAGGAAUGAAAAAGUGUCAAAAAUAUGUUGCUCUCAUAUUUAUUUGAAUGAUCUAAAUAUUAUCUGAAUGAAUGAACAAUUAUGAAAAUUUAGACUAAAAGAAGGAAUUAGGCAGAUUUAGAUAAGAAAUGCUGCUUAAAUACAGUUUAAAAGCAGAUCCAAAGUUGUGCCUCUCAGAGGGUUAAUUAAAGUACGAUGUAAUAUUUACUAAGAAAUUAUUAAAGGAAAGACAAUCGCACAACUAAAGUGAUAAAACAUUUCAACAAUUUCUAAACCUAUUUUUCUAUCAGUCGGAAUAUUUUUUUUUUAUCUUUAUUCAAUCAACAGUAUAUGAUCUCUCAGUUGACACCAGUGAAAUUUGGAAUUUUGUGGUUAUCUGAUGUGCUCAUUCUUCACUGCAUCCUCAUUCAGUGUAGAUUGUUUGUGACUUUUAUGUCAUCUGAUUUCAUGAGUAUAUGAGAAGAGUUUGCCACAAUUGCCAUAAAAUCAGUGAUAAGAAACAGCACUGGUAAUGUAUGCUAUUAAAAAUCAUUGAUACCACUUUACUAAAACAUCAAAGUUUCUUGAGCCCAAGUUUAAUGUGCUGCUUUUGUUGUGUAAGUUUCAAAUGCCUUGAAGUGUGUAAAUGUAAUAGAUCGUAGGUUUGAAGAACUGACCUACCUCAUAAAUUUUGCUUAGUGAUGUGAGAAUUAAAAGAGUGUGGUGGGUUGCAGUCAAGGUUAAGAACUGCUGUAGUGCAAUUAAUUUAAAUAUUUCAUUGGUAGCUAUUCAGUUUUUGUUUGUCCAUAUCAUCUGUAUAGUUUUGAAUCACCAUCAUUUUAUAAUAAAUUGACAUGUUUCUGAAAA
Stegodyphus dumicola is the source of this 2852-nucleotide messenger RNA. RefSeq names its product transcription factor YY2. NCBI's taxonomy places the organism in Eukaryota, Metazoa, Arthropoda, Arachnida, Araneae, Eresidae. Gene Ontology annotation, cellular component: chromatin; PcG protein complex; transcription regulator complex. The record is from RefSeq and is a predicted model, not a curated record. Gene Ontology annotation, biological process: regulation of transcription by RNA polymerase II. Gene Ontology annotation, molecular function: DNA-binding transcription factor activity, RNA polymerase II-specific; RNA polymerase II cis-regulatory region sequence-specific DNA binding.